Malassezia restricta is the source of this 732-nucleotide messenger RNA. Its product is annotated as U2 small nuclear ribonucleoprotein A'. Gene Ontology annotation, molecular function: U2 snRNA binding. The transcript has a single exon. Bases 1 to 732 code for a protein of 243 amino acids. The record is from RefSeq and is a predicted model, not a curated record. Gene Ontology annotation, biological process: mRNA splicing, via spliceosome. Lineage: Eukaryota; Fungi; Basidiomycota; Malasseziomycetes; Malasseziales; Malasseziaceae. Gene Ontology annotation, cellular component: U2 snRNP.
AUGAAACUCACUGCAGAGCUAUUAACGCACUGCGACUCGUCCAUCAAUGCACUCAAAGAGCGUGAGCUUGACUUGCGCGGAUUUAAAAUUCCUGCUAUCGAAAAUAUGGGUGCUUCGCGCGACCAGAAUGAUACCAUCGAUAUGACGGAUAAUGACGUGCGCUUCCUGGGCAACUUUCCUCGGAUGCUGCGCUUACAGCACCUCACACUCUCUAAUAAUCUAGUUGCUCGAGUGGACGCGUCCAUUCACAAACAGCUACCAUACCUUGUGUCGCUUAUACUCACCAAUAACGCCAUAUCCGAUUUUCAGGAGGUUUCGCAUCUGCGCCGCCUUCGUCACAUGCGCUAUUUGUGCCUCAUGGGCAAUCCUGUCGCGCGCGAAAAGCACUAUCGUGAGUUUGUUGUAUGGUGCAUGCCGCACCUCCGCGUGCUGGAUUACCGGCGCAUCACAGAGCGCGAGCGCGCUGUCGCUCGAAAAGCGUUUGUGGCACCUGAUGGACAACUCAACCAACUAGCCCUCUCGCUCAUGGGCUCAAAAGAGCGUCGAGCAUCCGGAGGCACUGCUCCGUCGGAGCCUGACGCACCACUUCCCACGAGGCGACAUCAGCUCACUGACAGUCAGCGUGCUGCCAUCGCCGAGGCCAUCGAUCGGAGUGAAAGCAUGGAGGAAAUUCGCCGGCUCGAAGAGCAACUCAAGCUCGGCUACAUCCCAUCUUCCCAGACAGCGCCGUGA